ACGGGAAUCGGCCAAUAGGAGUGAGGAGUGUCGGUCGGUAUUUACUAUUUAGAUAUUCUUUUCUAUGGUCAGUCGCGAAGUGGCCCGUCUCGUUUUGCUGUAUACUGUGUACUAUUGUAUCUAAUGCUCGUACUCGGUGUGCUCUCACAGUCUGUGUGCAUUUUAUAGUUACGAAAAUUAUUUGUAUAAUUACGCACUUGAUUGAUCGCGAACACGAGUCCUGUGGACCUGCAGGCUCCUCGGACAGCUAAAUUUAUUAUUGUCGCUGUAAUCCUUUCGGCGUGCUGAUGAUAUCAGCGGAAAUCUUUUGAAGGUUUAAUGGUAAUCAUACUGAAGAAAUAAAUGAUUUUUGAUCUGAUAAAUCAUAGAAACUAAUAUGGAUUUAGAUUCAUUGGAAGAUCAUAACAACUCUAAUUAUUGCAAAAGUAGUCAAAUAAAUGUCAUUAGUAGUACAAGUGGUACAGAAGUUACCAAAUUAAAUGAAUCUACUUCAACUAAAGUACAAGAACAAAACAAAACUGAAAAAUUUGAAAUUCUUGAAAUAUCUAAACUACAGGUGCCAGUAAAGCCAUUUAUUGCAACUUCUUCUGUUAUAAAUUCACCUAAAAUAAAUGAAAAAAAUGUAGAUCCUCACUACACAAGUAGUUCACUAGAUAACAGCAGUAGUACAAGUGGUAUAGAAGUUACCAAAUUCAUUGAAUCUACUUCAACUAAAGAACAGGAACAAAACAAAACUGAAAAGUUUAAAAUUCUUGAAAUAUCUAAACUACAGGUGCCAGUAAAGCCAAUUAUUGCAUCUACUUCUGUUAUAAAUUCACCUAAAAUAAAUGACAAAAAUAUAGAUCCUCACUUCACAAGUAGUUCACUAGAUAACAGCAGUAGUUCAAGUGGUAUAGAAGUUACCAAAUUAAUUGAAUCUACUUCAACUAAAGAACAAGAACAAGACAAAACUGAAAAAUUUAAAAUUCUUGAAAUAUCUCAACAACAGGCGCCAGUAAAGCCUAAUAUUGCAACUACUUCUGUUAUAAAUUCACCUAAAAUAAAUGAAAAAAAUAUAGAUGUUACCAAAUUAAAUGAAUUUACCAUAACUAAAGUAAAAGACAUAAACAAAAUUGAAAAUUUAAAAAUUGUUGAUAACAACGAUGUUGAAAUAUCUAUACAACGGGGUGUGCCAUUUACGAAAAUGAUUGCAACUACUUUACUUAUAAAUGCACCUAAGAAAAAUGAGAACCAUAAAGAGCCUCUUAAUUCUCAUUCUGACUUGAGCACUUUAUUGAAUAAAAACAAUAGUACAUGUGGUAUAGAAGUUACCAAAUUAAAUGAAUCUACAUCAACUAAAGUACAAGAACAAAACAAAAAGGUAAAUUUUAGAACUGUUGAUAAUAAUGAUGUUAAAAUAUCCAACCAACAGGUGCCAUUAAAGAAAAUGAUUGCAACUAAAUUAGUUUUAAAUACAUCUCAGAAAAAUGAAAAUAAUAUAUAUCUAAGACCAAAUAAUUUUUCUUUAAAUUUAGAAAAAAUUGCUGUUCCGAAAACAGUUCUUUCUAAUAUAAAAUUAAUUCCUCCAACUUUGUCUAACCAAAUUAAAACAUCACCAACAAUUGCUUUAAUGCCCGCAACUACACUCAUCAAUCCAAAAACUACAAUUAUUACAAGGUUACAACCGAAGUUAUAUCCUGGUGAAAUUGCUAAUAAUAAAUGUGUUCCAACAUUGAAACCAGGGUUCAAAAUAAUAUCUUCUAAUGACCCAAAGUCAAAAAUGUUUUUAAUCCCAAAAGGAGUUAACUAUAUAAUAAAAACAAUAAAUAAAGAAGAGGUUAAAAACCAAUCAUUGCCAAGUUUUAAUUCUGCAUCAACUCUGUCAAAACCAUUAAAUUCUAUUAUACCAAUAUCAGUUGCUGAAAAGUUUAAUACAAUUGAAAAACCAAAAAUUCAAAAUAAGAAUUCAAAAUUUGUUGUUAGCUGCAAGGAAUUUCAGAAUCAAAGAUUCAAAGUUCUAUCAGAUAAAAAAAAUAUGAUUAAUGAAAAUUUCAAAGGCUUAUUCGAAUCAAGCACACAUUUUGAACUUUUAUUUCCACGUUCUUCAAAGAAAUUUGUUAGAAAUCAAAAAAGGAGUCUUAAACCUCAUACCGAUACACCAAAUCCUAAAGUAAUAAAUAAUGCAGAUACUUCAAAAUCUAACCAUGUUCAACAAGUAAGAAAACAAUCAUUCAUAACAUUGAAUGAAAUUAAAAAUACAAUAGAUUUUGGUGGUACAAGUGGAAAGAAAAAAUGUAUACCCCAUACUAUUACAAGUAAAGAUGUAAUCGAUAAUCAUACAAAUGUAAUUAUUGAAAAUAAUAAGACUAAAUUAAAUUCUAAUGUUAAAAAUGAAUUGUGUCCUCCAUCUGGAUUUAUUUCACUGUCAUCAAGGCCUGAAUCUUCAAUACUUAGGACAUAUGGUCAGCCGUUAAGUGUCUCAAAAUAUGGUAAUUUUUCUAAUAAAGAUCUAAGCACCGUAAGAUUAGUACCUUAUAGUUCAAUUAACCAACCACAAACAAAAGGAGAUCAUAAGCAAUUUUUUAUAAAAAUUAUGAAAAAUAAUGGUAGUACUUCCAAAAGUACUAUUGCUACAGUUUCUUCUGAUAAAAUAAUGAAAGUAAUUCCUACUAAAGUAUAUUCACCAAAAAAUCCAAAGAUUAAUAUAGCAGCUAAAGAAAAUCAAAAUAAAAUACCAUUGUCAAAACCAACUACCCUUCAAUUACUUUUUCCAAAAGAAACUUUAAAAGAAAAACCAGAUCCAGCUUAUUGUGUAAAACGUCCUUAUCGUUGUCAAUAUGAAUUUUGUCGAUUAAUUGUAGAUGAAUCUGAAUUGAUUGAUAAUUUGUAUUGUAGCUUGGAAUGUAAAAAGUUUGAUACCAAACUGAAAAUAGCUAAUAGAAGUUCUGGUGACAUUGAAGAAGCACUGGAAGAAAUCCCAAUAAAACCUGUAAUUGAUCGAAAAAUGCUUUUAGCCAAAUUAAAAAGUAGAAUUAAUAAAAGAAAGCAAAGUUUACCAUCAUUUCAAAAAGAAAAUGAAGCUCAACAUGUUGAUUUGGGUGAAGUUGAAAACCCUGAUAAUGAAACCUACAAGAUGCCACCACCAAUACCAAUAACUGUAAAACGUUCUUUUCAAAAAUCACAAAAUAGAAGAAAAUAUUCAAAAUCAAAUGAACCUACAACAACUGUUCAAAAUGGUAAAAUAGAAAAUGCAAAAAUAUGGAGCUAUUUGGAACACACUGAUUAUAUACCGGCUCCAAAAAAAUUGUUUGAUAAUCCUUUUCCACAUGAUAGUAACCCUUUUAAAGUUGGACAAAGAUUAGAAGGUAUCGACCCAGAACAUGAAGCAUUGUUUUGUGUAAUGACUGUAAUAGAAGUUGUUGGAUAUCGCAUUAAGCUAAAUUUUGAUGGCUACCCAGAUAUAUAUAAUUUUUGGGUAAAUGCAAAUUGCCCAGAUUUGUUUUAUCCUAGAUGGUGUGAGCAAAACUCUCGCACUUUACAACCACCAAAAAACUAUAAUCUGCCAUUCAAUUGGACUGAUUACCUUAGAAUGCCUGGUGUUCUGCCUGCGCCGAAAUGGAAUUUUCCUAGUGCAAUAUCUAUUGUUAAUCGUAAUUCAGAACACUCAUUUUGUAUUGGAUCUAAAUUAGAAGCUUUAGAUAAAUUAACUCGCACACUACCAAAACAGCUUAUAUGUGUUGCUACUGUUGCUGAUAUUUUGGGUAAUCGUAUACGUAUUCAUUUUGAUGGUUGGACAGAUGAUUUUGACUAUUGGACGGAUAUCACAUCAACUAAUAUACAUCCAGUUGGAUGGUGUGAUAAAAAUGGUCGAACUUUAUGUCCACCUAGUGGUUACGAUAGUUGUAGAGGAAAAAAACCUUUUUCAUGGCCUAUAUACUUACAAGUAACGAAUAGUGAACCUGUACCAGAAGAUGCAUUUGUCCGAAGACCAUUACGAGAAUUUACUAAUAGCAUGGCAAUUGAAGUAGUUGAUAUUGCUAAUCCUUCAUUAGUAAGAAUUGCUAAAGUAGUAGAUGUUAAAGGGGAUGAACUUAAAAUACUUUACGAUGGAUUUGAUACCAUAUAUGCAUACUGGAUUGAAGACGAUAGUCCAAAUAUUCAUCCACUUGGAUGGUGCUUAAAAACCAAUCACCCAAUUGAAUUAUUUAAAGUAAACGCAAUACUUUGGAGUUGUAGAGUUCCUGGCUGUAAUGGUAAAGGCAAUACAAAAAGUUCCAAAAAUACUCAUGUAUUUGCCAAAGAGUGUCCAUAUGAAUUUGAGUCAUGGAAAACAUCAAUUUCUGGGAUGACAAAUAUUCCUGAUAGAUUAAAACCUGAAGACAUUCCACUUUCAGUUGAAAAUUUUUCAAAUUCUGUGAGUAUUAUACCUCGAGAGGAUAAAAAAAAACAAAAAUUGAAGUUAAAUAAAAUAAAAAGUUAUAACUCAAACAAACCCAAAAGAAGAAGAAGAAGAAGAAGAAUCAAUAACAAAUUAAAAAAUAAAUUUAAUAAAAAGAUACCAAAUGGUCGUUCUAAAACGGUUUAUACAAGAGCCGUUGAGACAAUGGCCCAAUUAGAAAAUACUAAAGGUAUUAAUGAUUAUACAAGCUAUGGUUAUGGAUCUUUUAAACCUCCAAGGCUUAAUGUAUGGACCAGACAUAGUGUUCUACAAGGUAUACCAAUAUUUAGUACUAUUGAUGCAAGAAAAUGGCUUGUCAAGGAAGUAGCUGAUUUUGUCGAAAAAAUAGUAUCUAAUAAUUACACAGACAAUAAUCUCUCUGAACGAAUCAAAAUAUCUAAAUCUUUUAUAAAUCAGGAAAUUGAUGGCGAUGUAUUUUUAAUGUUAACUCAAAAAGAUUUGACAGAUGUACUAAAAAUUCCUCUUGGACCAGCACUAAAACUGCGCAAUGCUAUUGUUGUGUUAAGACAAAGAGCUUCUGCCUAUGAUAUUGCGAAUGGACUGUUAUAAACAAAAAAAAAGUUAUACUUUUAUGUUGAAAUUUUAUUUCAUUUCUCAUUUUGUAUUUUAUUACUUUUUUAAUUUUUAAAUGUUAAGUAUUGUAUUGUGCAUUUUAAUUUGAUACCUUUUUUUUAAGCGUUUAUGUGCUCUUCACAAUUAAUAAUAGUUACUUUUGUAUUUUUUAUGUUGUAUAAAACAUUUAUAUACAUAAUACAAAAUAAAAAUUUGUUUUCAACAAUUUUAGAAAAUGUUUAGUUACAGAAUGCAUAAUAUUUAGCUGUUUAUUGUAUAUUUGUUUUGAAUGGUUCACAAAACAAUACAUUUUAGAAAAAAUAUUUUUUGCAUAAUUUAUAAAGAUGAUAGGUAUAUCUUUAUUGUAUAGUUUAAUUGAUAUUUUGAAUAUAUAAUUUAUUACAUUCUUUUUAUAUAUCAUCAAAGCCAAUUAUUUAAACCUAUUCUAUUAAUGUUUAUUUUGUUAUAAUUCAAUUUUUGAUCUAUAAUUUGUAAAUUUUUCUAGAAAUUAAGCAUGUUUGAAUUUAUUUGUUUUGCUUAUUCCUUUUUACCGCUAUAUAUAAUUUAAAUUUGAAACUCAAUAACUUAUGUGUUCAAUCUUUUGAACUAAAUUUGUUUUAUAAUUUUAGUCAAAGCUUUGCAACAAGUUAAUGCAACUUUGUAACUCAGUCAAGUUAACUUUUUUUUCAAUUAAGCUAAAAAUAAAAAAUUUACAUUUUAAGUUAUUUAGAUAGUAAUUUAAUACUCCUAUGUCUUAUUUAGUAAAUGUGGAUGCUUAUAUCGACAACCGAAACAAAAACUGUCGUAACGCAAUUUUAUAACUUUUUUUUUCAAUCUGGCGUUUCUAUUUUUCUGGAUUUCCAACGAAACUAAUAGAAGCAUAAAUCAACCAAAGACGUUCUAUACAAUAAGAUGCAGUUACUGCCUUAUAGUCUUCGUUGGAAAUUCAGAAAAAAAGUAAUAACUAAUUGAAAAAAAAGUUUUAAAAUUGAGUUACUACAGUUUCGUUGCGGCAAUCAAUAUUAUGUAUUCAAUGAUCAUCGUAUACAACAGACAAUUUUUAGCUGAGACUAUCUAACAUUUUGGUAACUGACUACUGAACAAUUUUUUAAUAAUAAUAUUAAAAAAAUAACAAAUGUUAGUAUUUUUUUUCUUCAAUUAUUAAAAAAAAAACUAUCUACUAAGAAUUUCUACUUUUGACUAGCCAGAAUACAAACAUUUAUAUGUUAUUCAAAAUAAUUGUACAAUAAGUACACUAAUUAAUCACAAUAAGUACUGAUAAGUAAAUAAUGAAAAAUAAAUGAUACAUUACUACUACA
Molecule: messenger RNA, 6309 nt
Organism: Metopolophium dirhodum (rose-grain aphid)
Lineage: Eukaryota; Metazoa; Arthropoda; Insecta; Hemiptera; Aphididae
Exons: 13
Coding region: 377-4987 (1536 amino acids)
Biological process (GO): regulation of DNA-templated transcription
Cellular component (GO): nucleus
Molecular function (GO): zinc ion binding; protein binding
Source: RefSeq, a predicted model, not a curated record